GAUUGCAUUGAUAUUUGAUUUAUCACUAACCUCCAUUUCUUGCGUUGUAUUCAUACAUUUAUAUUUUGCUAGAUGCUUUUGCAUAAAAAAAAAGUUAGAAAUUCCAUUAUUGAACAGGAGAAAAAAAAAUUUCAAUCGUGAGAAUGGUGAAAUAGCAUGUGCUUGUUUUCAAAGCUUAAAUAGUCUUCACGGUGUACCAGCGUUUACUCUUUUGUUUUCUUUGCUGUCUUUUACCACGAUCAAAUAAACAUGCCGCAAGGUUACAAAGUGGAUGUUGAAAAGGCAGUGGGCCACCAAUUUGAACCCGUUUACGUAAGCUGCAAUCGCCGCGAUUUUUUGCUCUAUGCCUUGUCCGUGGGAGUACCUGAUGACGAUUUACGGUGGCUAUACGAAUUGGACGCUAACUUUGCUCCGUUACCGACGUAUCCCUUAAGUCUGUUGCUCAAGGGCGAUGAUGGGGACGUGAACUCUUUUGUUGAGCGGUGGCAAAUCGGCGGUUCCCUUCCUGGCGUGCCUCACUAUGAUCCCAAUAAGAUCGUUCACGGUGAACAAAGCUUAAAAGUGAUCCGUCCGUUCCCGAUUGAAGGAGGACGGUUCAAAUCCGUACGUACCUGUACGGGAGUGUACGAUAAAGGCUCCGGCAUGGUCAUUGAGUCGGUGGUUGAUCUUUACGGUGACACAGACGGGCUGCAUUACUGCAGUAUGGGUACAAAGAUGUUUGUUCGUGGUUACGGCGGAUGGAAUGGACCCAAAGGCCCGAAAGCAGUGCAAUACCUUCCACCGAAACGAGCCCCUGAUGUGAUUGAACACUUUCACACCGCACGAAACCAAGCACUGCUGUAUCGUUUAUCCGGUGAUUUCAAUCCAUUGCAUGCGGAUCCUGAGCUGGCUCCACGAGUAGGGUUCCCACGACCCAUUUUGCACGGUCUGUGUUCGUAUGGCCGCUGCGGACAUGCUAUCGUUAAGCAUUUUGGUGAUAAUGAUUACGCUCGUUUCCGGUCCAUCGAAGCCCGGUUUGCUCUUCCCGUAUUCCCCGGCGAAACCGUCGAAGUAUUGAUGUGGAAAGUCGACAGUCCUGAUCCCACUUUUGACGCCGUCAUCUUUGCCGCCAGAGUCAAAGAACGCGAUGCUAUCGUCUUAAGCCACGGUUAUGCUACUCUUCAUAAAAAGUCACCCACUUCAUCCAAAUUGUAAAAAAAGAAAGAAAAAAGACGCUCUUUUUACAACUAAAUAACUCGAAAGUCAUUUUUUCUUGAGAAAAAUCCGCCCCAACCAAUUAAGCGCUGGGCUACGAUAUAAGAAAAAUGAUUAUUUAUCUUCUUCCUAUCCCUUGUCGAUCAAACAAUACGUAUAUAUAAAUGAUCUUGAUAACGAGCGAGUCAAU
Radiomyces spectabilis is the source of this 1384-nucleotide messenger RNA. Its product is annotated as HotDog domain-containing protein. The coding region runs from base 250 to 1194 and encodes 314 amino acids. Gene Ontology annotation, cellular component: peroxisome. The transcript has 5 exons. The record is from RefSeq and is a predicted model, not a curated record. NCBI's taxonomy places the organism in Eukaryota, Fungi, Mucoromycota, Mucoromycetes, Mucorales, Radiomycetaceae.